AUGAAAUUCACUUCCGCCUCCAUCGUGCAGUUCCUCUGCCUUUUUACCACUAUGGUAGAAGCCCUCACCCGCUACGAGGCCACGCCUCCAAGUGACGCUAUUGUCCUCAUCGACAGACAGGCCCUCAACGACAUAGCCAAAGAUCACCCUUACGGCUCUCUAUUUCCCGAAAAUGGAGGGUACUACCUGAAGGACAAGGAUGACGGAGUUGUUGGUAUCGCCAGCGAUGAGCUUUGCACGGAGCUAGACGCUGCCUUUGCUAGCGCCGAAGCCAAAUAUGCCCAGGAAGAGGCUGCUGACUCCCCGGCUCCAACUUCCAGUGCAAUGGAUGCUGCGAAGCGGGGCACCGCGCUCGCUUGCUAUCCCAACUAUUUGCACAAUUUCUGCAGCCACCCUCGUUGCUUCAAUAUGGCUACUUGUCUCACUUAA
Messenger RNA from Penicillium expansum, 429 nucleotides. RefSeq lists its product as uncharacterized. Lineage: Eukaryota; Fungi; Ascomycota; Eurotiomycetes; Eurotiales; Aspergillaceae. Bases 1 to 429 code for a protein of 142 amino acids. The transcript has a single exon. The record is from RefSeq and is a predicted model, not a curated record.